AUCUCUCUCAUUUACAUUAUUUUCAAUAUUUUCCAGCAUCACAAUAUGAACCGGGCGGUUAUUCAUUACAGACACAAACCAGCCGUAAUUCAGCCAACAUGACACAACGCGAUGGUAUUAUGAAAUUCGAAAAUGAAAGAAUUAAAACCCUACAAGAAGAACGUUUACACAUACAAAAGAAAACCUUUACAAAAUGGAUGAAUUCAUUUCUUGUAAAAGCAAAAAUGGAGGUCGAAGACCUUUUUACAGAUUUAGCGGAUGGUGUCAAAUUGCUGAAAUUACUUGAAAUAAUAUCAGGUGAAAAGCUGGGAAAACCUAAUAAUGGACGUAUGCGUGUACAUAAAAUUGAAAAUGUUAACAAGAGUCUGGCAUUCUUGCAUACCAAGGUAUGUAAAAGUUGUUUUUACUAUAUAUACUUUACGUUGGUUUUGGUAACUGUGUAACUGUGUAAUGUAAAG
Messenger RNA from Lucilia cuprina (Australian sheep blowfly), 458 nucleotides. Its product is annotated as alpha-actinin-1-like. The record is from RefSeq and is a predicted model, not a curated record. Gene Ontology annotation, cellular component: cell projection; cell junction; cortical actin cytoskeleton. Gene Ontology annotation, molecular function: actin filament binding. Lineage: Eukaryota; Metazoa; Arthropoda; Insecta; Diptera; Calliphoridae. Gene Ontology annotation, biological process: actin cytoskeleton organization. The transcript has 2 exons. The coding region runs from base 99 to 443 and encodes 114 amino acids.